Molecule: messenger RNA, 3290 nt
Organism: Coregonus clupeaformis (lake whitefish)
Lineage: Eukaryota; Metazoa; Chordata; Actinopteri; Salmoniformes; Salmonidae
Product: polypeptide N-acetylgalactosaminyltransferase 13
Exons: 12
Coding region: 589-2259 (556 amino acids)
Cellular component (GO): Golgi apparatus
Source: RefSeq, a predicted model, not a curated record
CGUAUUGCUUGUCCGUCCGCCGUUACCCGGUUAUAUAUGAUUCUUUUGGAGAAUAGGUGGAUACAAAGACAUCAUUUUGCGGUGCAUAUCAAAUAGAAUACAAGGGAACUCGUUUACAAUGUAUCGGUAUGUGUCGGGUCUGGACGACUGCGGUGCAUUCUGAAGAGGGACAAGGAGUAAUAUGUAUCAAGCAAUAACGGUUGCCAACCAGCAACAUCAUAGGGACGUGAAAUGAUGCUCUUCAUUCAUAUACAGGUUUCCCGUUUUCGGGACCUUUGGAUUUAUUCUUUGAUUUAAAUAUAAUAAUAUCGAAGUAGCCUAAUAGGCCUAGCAUUUCAUGCAAUCAAAAAUUAUUUGUGAAUUAGGCUAUUAGUGUUGUUAACCCAAUGCAACAUGUUGUUGGCAGUAGAGACUUCAUCGUUGCAUUAACUGAUUCACAGAAUACGUAUUUUCUUGGGAUGAUGUCCCUGUGUGCCCCACCCUCAGUCUCCCCUCCGCUGCCUUGUUUAGUCUCCAGAGUUCCUGCUCUCUGUCAGGGGCCCGCCUGCUGAUUCCUCCCCGACACCACGUCACGUCACAGGGAGGGCGAUGCGGCGGUUUGUCUACUGUAAGGUGGUGCUGACCACUUCGCUGGUCUGGGUGCUGGUGGAUGUCUUCCUGUUGCUCUACUUCAGUGAAUGUAACAAAUGUGACGACAGGAAGGAUCGCUCACUGCUGCCUGCUCUGAGAGCGGUCAUAUUGCGGACCCACGAGGGCCCAGGGGAGAUGGGGAAGGCGGUGGUUAUUGCAAAGGACGAGCAGGAGAAAAUGAAGGAGCUCUUUAAGAUUAACCAGUUCAAUCUGAUGGCCAGUGACAUGAUUGCUCUCAACAGGAGUCUGCCGGAUGUGAGACUGGACGGUUGCAAGACCAAGGUGUACACGGACGAUCUCCCCAACACCAGUAUAGUGAUUGUGUUCCACAACGAGGCGUGGAGCACCCUGCUCCGCACUGUCCACAGUGUCAUCAACCGCUCGCCACGCCACCUGCUGCAGGAGAUCCUGCUGGUGGACGACGCCAGUGAGAGAGACUUCUUGGGAAAGAAGCUGGAGAACUAUGGUCGGACCCUGGAGGUUCCCGUGCGGGUCCUGCGGAUGGAGCAGCGGACGGGGCUGAUCCGGGCAAGGCUGAGAGGGGCUGCGGCCACACGGGGACAGGUCAUCACCUUCCUGGAUGCCCACUGUGAGUGCACCAUGGGCUGGCUGGAGCCUCUGCUGGCCAGGAUCAAAGAGGACCGGAGAUCUGUGGUGUGUCCUAUAAUUGAUGUGAUCAGCGACGAGACGUUUGAAUACAUGGCAGGCUCAGACAUGACCUACGGAGGAUUUAACUGGAAGCUGAAUUUCCGUUGGUACCCCGUGCCUCAGAGAGAGAUGGACAGGCGUAAAGGGGACAGGACACUCCCACUCAGAACCCCUACUAUGGCUGGAGGGCUGUUCUCUAUUGACCGGACAUAUUUUGAAGAAAUAGGAACAUACGAUCCAGGGAUGGACAUUUGGGGCGGAGAGAACUUGGAGAUGUCUUUCAGGAUCUGGCAGUGUGGCGGCUCGCUGGAGAUUAUUACUUGUUCCCAUGUGGGUCACGUGUUCCGGAAGGCCACCCCUUACAGCUUCCCUGGGGGCACGGGGCAAGUCAUCAACAAGAACAACAGGCGAUUGGCCGAGGUGUGGAUGGACGGCUUCAAAGACUUCUUCUAUAUCAUAUCACCAGGUGUGGCCCGGGUGGGCUAUGGAGAUGUGUCCUCUCGUAAGGCCCUGCGUGAAGCUCUGCAGUGUAAACCCUUCUCCUGGUACCUGGAGAACAUCUACCCUGACUCUCAGAUCCCCAGGCGAUACUACUCACUUGGUGAAAUCAGAAAUGUUGAAACAAACCAGUGUGUGGACAACAUGGGCAGAAAGGAAAAUGAGAAAGUUGGCUUCUUCAACUGCCAUGGCAUGGGUGGGAAUCAGGUGUUUUCCUACACAGCUGAUAAGGAGAUCCGGACAGAUGACCUGUGUCUGGAUGUGUCUCGUCCCCAUGGCCCUGUGGUCAUGCUGAAGUGUCAUCAAAUGAAGGGGAAUCAGAUGUUUGAGUAUGAUGCAGAGCGGCUGACCUUGCUGCACGUCAACAGUAACCAGUGUCUGGACAUGCCUACUGAGGAGGACAAGAUGGUGCCCACCCUGAGAGACUGCACAGGCAGCCGCUCCCAGCAGUGGCUCCUUCGCAACAUGACACUGACGCUCUGAUCUGACCCAGGAGUAGGACCUCCACAUUCACUCACCACCACACCGGCCAGCCUCGCCCCCACCUAAACUGGCCACUACCUCACCUCGCUCCACCAGGUGUCUUUUAUCAUGAACAUGCUCCUGCCUCCUUCAGCACUCGCGGGUGGGGAUGAAGCAGGCAGGCAGCAGCCUGUAGUAUUUUAUUAUGGGGCUUCUGAGGCUCUGCAAGGGCUUUAUCUGAGAUGCUGCUCCUCUCAUUCAGUCAAUAUUACACAAAGUGGUUGCCUAGAGGUUGACCUGCACACUCUCAGCCAGAGCUCUCUGUAUGGUUGAAUCAUAUGGGCGCGUCUGUAGUGACGGUGACUAACACUUUUACAUAUGGAGGAAGCUGGAAUCAGCGAUACUGUAUAUGUCUGAUGGCUCUCAGGACUGGUCAUGUGUGAGGUCAGAGUUCAGACUUUAGUACAGCAGAAGCACCAAUAGCAGGACAGCAUUUCCUAGACAGAGCAUUGUAGUUUGCGUCUGUGGGGCUUCACAGACGAUCUACUCUGGCUCUGUACAUAAUUGUGUGUUUAAAGUGCAACCCUGCAAAGAGAUGAUUCUGUUCUAUGAUAUUGUACAACCCCAAUUCAUAUCUAUGUUGGAACCACCUGUAAAUCUGAGGGUGAAGGGUCUAAGGGUAAGGGUUGUUGUCAGGGUUGUGCACAGACCUUUCAGGGAGCAGGUGCUCAAAAUGAAAAAAGGGCACCCCCCUCUCUCUCUCUCUCUCAAAAAAAGAAAAUACUUUCAUAAAUCAGAUCUCGAAAUUCAUAACAUACUAACUGCCUCUGUCUCUUUAGCGAACAUUUUUACAUUUUUGAGCAUAGGCCUAUUUAUUUCAGAAACACACUCACUUGUCAAAAAUUGUAAGCAAGCCAGUUAGCUACAGUGCCUCCUAAAGACAUGAUUGACAUCGGGAAAGAGUGUAGGCUAUCAGUUGAUGAUUGAUGUUGAUGAUUGAUGUAUAUCUGCUAGAUAGCUAACUUGAUAUUUUUUUUUACUGAUUGUGAUUU